CGGAUUGAAGUGUGAGAAAAGAAGAAGAAAUAACAUUGUCCCAGAAGAUCAGCCACAAAGUGAUGUCUAAUCAAUGUUACAUUUAUUCUGAAUUAACCAUUUAAAACAGUUCAGUGAAAUCUUCAUUGCCUUUUAUGGCAAAUUCAUUUGUGUCUUUCCCUUACACUAACUCCUUUUUCCAUGCAAAACCAACAACACUGUCAUACUCACUCUAACUUUCUUUCUUUGCAUCCUUCACUCCUGACACAACAAAAAAAAUGAGAUGCUUAAGCGUUACCUUUACAUUCUCCUCAUUUGCCACCACCACCCUUCAAGAAAAACCUUAUUUUGAUCCUUUUCUUUCCAAUACCCUUCAAAAGUAUCUACUAUCUACAGUCUUCAAAAUUCCAUUUGUGGGGCUACCAUUGUGGCAUUUUAUCAAAUGGCAUCUGUGCCUCUCUUCCUUGUAUGCUUCCUUUUGUUUUCAGCUGAAAUGAUGUCAAUGGCAAUGGAAGAGGAAGAGUUGUUGGGGUUGUUUGAAGUGAUGGAAGCUCUUCUUGAUGAUCCUGAAUGGUCACAAGCACAUCCCCAACCAUGCACUGAAACUCCAUGGCCUGGUGUUGAGUGUGAAGUUAGCACUGAUGACCCUCAAAAUCCAAUAUUUCAUAUCACAAAGAUCCACAUUGGUCCUGAUAUAGUUUCACCACCUUGCAAAUCUUCUGCAUACAUAUCCAAAUCCUUGAUCAAGCUGAGUUACUUGAAAACUCUUUCAAUCUUCAACUGUUUUGUUGAUUCACCUGUGACUCUACCAUCAACACUGUUUGGUUCUUUCUCUUCCUUGGAACACCUUGCCUUACAGUCUAAUCCAACCCUCAAUGGAGAACUACCUUCAAGUUUGGCUGAAGUGUCUUCUCUUAGGGUCCUAAGCUUGUCCCAGAACAGCUUUCAUGGAAAGAUUCCAAGAAAGAUCGGUUCUUUGCCUUGUCUAGAGCAACUUGACCUCAGUUACAAUAACUUCAGUGGUCAAAUCCCAUUGGAAAUUGGAGGGUUGAAGAGUCUGACCAUUUUGGACAUUAGUUUCAAUGGAAUUGAAGGCAAUCUUCCUCAUUCCCUUGGACAACUUAAACAACUUCAGAAGAUGGAUUUGAGCUCAAAUAGGCUUGAUGGUAGAAUACCCUUUGAUUUGGGAAUGCUCAAGAGGUUAGUGCUGCUUGAUCUGAGUCAUAAUUUCAUUGUUGGUCCUAUUCCUCAAAGCUUGUCAGAUUUGGAGAAUUUGGAGUAUUUAAUAAUGGAUGACAACCCCAUCAAAGCAAGGAUACCAUUCUUCAUAGGAAGCCUUUUGAAGCUCAAAUCAGUGAGUUUCUCAAGGUGUGGCUUGGUUGGUCCCAUACCCAAUUCUUUCUCUGCAUUGAAGAACCUUUCAGCUCUAUCCUUAGAUAACAAUAGCCUAACGGGACAAGUUCCAUCAAAUUUAGGCUUGCUUCCUAACUUAGAUCAACUGAAUAUUAGUAACAACAUGCUGUAUGGUGUUCUAGAGCUGAAUGGUGACUUCAUUGCAAAGCUUGGGGAAAGGUUGGAUGUGAGAGGGAACAAUGAACUAUGUAUCAGUGAUCUGCAAAACAAGAAUAACAUCUCUUCAUACUUGGAAAUCCCCUCUUGUAUGAGCAUGAGAACAAUUGGUGGGUGGGGGAAAUAA
Molecule: messenger RNA, 1675 nt
Organism: Arachis ipaensis
Lineage: Eukaryota; Viridiplantae; Streptophyta; Magnoliopsida; Fabales; Fabaceae
Molecular function (GO): protein binding
Source: RefSeq, a predicted model, not a curated record